Messenger RNA from Linderina pennispora, 990 nucleotides. Its product is annotated as cyclase family protein. Bases 1 to 990 code for a protein of 329 amino acids. The record is from RefSeq and is a predicted model, not a curated record. The transcript has a single exon. Gene Ontology annotation, molecular function: arylformamidase activity. NCBI's taxonomy places the organism in Eukaryota, Fungi, Kickxellomycota, Kickxellomycetes, Kickxellales, Kickxellaceae.
AUGCGUUUCUCGCUGCUCGUAACUGUUUCGUGUGCUCUGGCGGUGGCAUCUGGCAUGCCCUCAGAGGACGCUGCCGGCGGCUAUAACCUGCAUAAGCGCCCGGCAAAGCUGCCGAAGCGUGCCGAAGCACAGCCGCCGCGCACGGGUCGCCCGGCACAGACCAGCUCCCUGUGGUCGUUGUAUGACAAGACGUUUGCGCACACGCACUAUGUCGACUUGUCGCACACCAUCCAGCCCGACAUGCCGGUGUGGCGCGGAUUUGGCGAUAUCAAGUUUGGAGAGGCCGUGCACCGGGACACUGGGAAGCCGUUCAGCUAUGACAAGGACCUGUUUGUGGCCAAUGCGUACAACCUGACCACCGACCAGAUGGGCACGCAGCUGGAUGCUCCGGCACACUUUAAUCCGUAUUUUGCGGCGUCAGAUGAAAUCCCGGUCACGUUUGCGCUGCGCAAGCUGGUGGUUAUUGACGUGUCGGAGAAAGUCAAGCUGAAUGCCACGUAUGCAAUGGUCGUCGACGACAUUCUGCUCUGGGAGAAGAAGCACGGGCGCAUACCCAAGGACUCGGUUGUGUUUGUGCGCUCCGACUGGUCCAAGACCUGGCCCAAUGUCAACACGGACGAGUUCCCGCAGGUGCACCUGUCGGCGGUCCAAUUCCUGCACCUGAACCGAAGCAUCCUGUUCCAUGGCCAUGAGCCGCUGGAUACGGACAUGACUCCCCAGUUUGACUCGGAGCGCUGGCUACUGACCCAUGGCUACGCCCAGGCCGAGGGCGUCACAAACCUGGAUAAGGUGCCGCCCACCGGGUGUCUGCUGAGCACGGGCUUCCCCAAGUUUGCUGGCGGCACAGGCAACUAUGUACGCUAUGUGGCGAUCUGCCCGUCCAACUGGGAGUACGGAUUGACGCCCGGCUCGUUCCCUGAAGCUCCUUUGCCGCAGUUCAUUGAGCCACUCAAGUGGAAUCCUGAGAAAGGAUACCGCUCGCGUGAUUGA